AUACUUCUAUUAUGUAUCGUAUUUGUGUUAAAAAUGUCGGUAUCAAAAAAUGAAUGGAGCAGUUCAAUCUGACAAUUGGAGGAUUUCUUUAGGGACACGUAAUAAUUUAUUGUAUAAUGAUAUCCCGUACAUUCCUCUGUUAGUAGAGGACAUUCAAACCUUUCUUUCUUUUGAGGAUCAUGAAGAAAACGGUGUUAAAACAAUACAAACAUUAGGAGAACUUAUUCCAAAGACUGGAACGCGGGCUGCACUUCUGUCAUUAACACCUGGAAAUAGUUCAGAAUUUCCAAUAAGUUUCAAAAAUUUAGAUCUUGAUGAUAUAUAUAGUAAGGGUCCAAAUGAUACAUAUUGUGCAAUAUGGGAAAAACACAUUGUAUUUAAAGUAUAUGGAAUCCUGAAGAUAGAAGAAUCGGAACCUGUAUUGGAAAUUACACAUUUGGUACCAGUUCGUGAUAUGACAGGUACAUGGACUGUAAUGACACUGUUAGUUCCAAUAGCACGUUCAGAAUAUAGAUAUUAUUAUCGCACUAGAGGACAAAACAAUAUGUUACAGUUACAAUGGGAUAAAAUGGAGAAAGAAGGGAAACGUUUAGUGAAUGAAAAUAUAGAUACAUUGCAUUGUACUCAAACUUUUGUUUGAGAAAAAUUGCUUGAAGAUUAUAUUUGUAAAGAUAUU
Osmia lignaria (orchard mason bee) is the source of this 676-nucleotide messenger RNA. RefSeq lists its product as uncharacterized. The record is from RefSeq and is a predicted model, not a curated record. NCBI's taxonomy places the organism in Eukaryota, Metazoa, Arthropoda, Insecta, Hymenoptera, Megachilidae.